AUGUCGGUAAUGGAUGGGUAUGUAACAGGUGGAUGUGUAAUGGACAGGUUUGUAACAAGCGGGUAUGUAGAAUGCAAAUAUGUAACAGGUUCCCGGACAGGUCUCAAUAAUGAAGAGCUGCAAAAUGACUCUUGGAAUUACAAUUUCAGAAUAAUGAGCAAAGCCAACAGCAGAGUCAAGCCAAGCUCAGAAACCAACCAACCAUUCAAUUAUCUUUUAAAGGAUAACCUGCAGAAUGUUAAUGGCUACGCUGAGAAUCUUCGUCGGAGACUGGCUCCUCUCACAGAUGAGCUUUAUUUGAAGAUGACAGUCAACACUGAGAAUCUUCAGCGGAGGAUCAGGCAGGACCUGAGGACAAAGCAUUCUCCUUUUGCUGAUGUGGUUCACCAGCAGCUCAGCAGAAACCUUGAAGAAUUUCAUCAGAAACUGACACCUUACACUGAGGAACUCCGCCAGCAGCUGAAGAAUAAUGCUGAGGAACUCCGCGACACCAAAUCGCUUCAGGACAAGUUGAACGAUAACACAAAAACCCAGAGGGAUGUUCUGAUUCCACUGACUGAAGCUGUGCAUCAAAAGCUCAAUGAAAACAUUGCCAAGAUCAACCAGACUGGUAACGCUGGUAGGCUGAAAACAAAGCUUGAUCAGGGAAUUCAGGAGAUUCUGGCUAAGUUGCUUCCCGAUGUUGAACAUGGGUUUGUCAGUGUGAUCCAUCAGGCUGGUGAAAUUCCCCAGAAUUAUCCAAAUUCUAGUGAGUUCAAGUCAAAGAUCAGUGAGAAUGUGAAAUUCCUGGCCCCUUAUGCCACAGGAAAGACAGGAACUCUGUCUGACAACAGGGCUAACCAAAGUAUAACUCAAUACAUGAAAGAUCUCAAAAAGAGACUAUCUCCAUAUGCAGAAAGCCUUAAGCAGGAAAUUCAAUUCAAACUUACAAACCUGUCAGAUUACAUCCGUGAGAAAGUGAAGAAUAAUUGA
Molecule: messenger RNA, 972 nt
Organism: Carcharodon carcharias (great white shark)
Lineage: Eukaryota; Metazoa; Chordata; Chondrichthyes; Lamniformes; Lamnidae
Product: apolipoprotein A-IV-like
Exons: 4
Coding region: 1-972 (323 amino acids)
Biological process (GO): cholesterol biosynthetic process; very-low-density lipoprotein particle remodeling; phospholipid efflux
Cellular component (GO): extracellular region; blood microparticle; chylomicron
Molecular function (GO): phospholipid binding; cholesterol binding; phosphatidylcholine-sterol O-acyltransferase activator activity
Source: RefSeq, a predicted model, not a curated record